Penicilliopsis zonata CBS 506.65 is the source of this 5166-nucleotide messenger RNA. RefSeq lists its product as hypothetical. Bases 1 to 5166 code for a protein of 1721 amino acids. The record is from RefSeq and is a predicted model, not a curated record. Gene Ontology annotation, cellular component: fungal-type vacuole; fungal-type vacuole membrane. The transcript is spliced from 2 exons. Lineage: Eukaryota; Fungi; Ascomycota; Eurotiomycetes; Eurotiales; Aspergillaceae. Gene Ontology annotation, molecular function: ABC-type peptide transporter activity; ATP hydrolysis activity; ATP binding. Gene Ontology annotation, biological process: transmembrane transport.
AUGAGUCCUGAAUGUUAUGGCCCGAUCUGGGCCAUCGAUGACUUUUCGCGGUGUUUCCAGCGCAAUUAUUUACAGCUCAUCUUCCCUCUGACAGCAUGCGGUCUCUCCCUCCUCUUCAUUCUCCUCCGGGCAGCCUAUCGCCAGGUCGUGUCGCGGAACCCCCUCGCCUACAAACUACUGCCGAACGGCCGGGCCGAUGACGCCACUGCUGAGCCCGAUCGGAUGUUAUACAAGGCUACCCAGACGGAACAGCCCUGCUUCGAACUCGACCGUCCGCGAGGGGAACGCACCUGGGUUACGGUGGAAUUGGCGGCUCUGGCGGGACUCGUCGCCUUGCACAUCGCUGUCCUCGCUACCCAUGGCUGGGGUCGUCACGGUACCCUGCCCGCCGUCGCUGGUCUGGUCUCCUGGGGUUAUGUUUUCUUCUUGGUCUUGAUCCGAUGGGCCCUGUCCAUGUUCCAUCUGCGCUCUUUUCCGGGACUCUGGAAUCAUACCGCCCUCCUCUACGGUGUCCAAUGGCUGUUGUCCAUCCUCGUCUUCCGCUCCGCCCUCAUUCACCCCUUGUCCACCCCUGCCCGCAACUACAGCAUCGUCGAGUUCUCCCUGUGCACCCUGUUGCUGCUCAUCGCGCUCACCACCCGUCGGGGCAACAGGGCCGUCCUCGUGCAACAGGAGGAUGGGUUGGAGCCCGCCCGCUACGCCACCGCCAGCCUGCUCUCCCUCGCCAGCUUCUCCUGGCUCGACGCCCUGAUCUGGAAAGGCUACAAGAAACCCCUCGAGCUGGAGGAUGUGUGGAAUCUGGUCCCGUCAGAGCAUGCCGGCGUCGCUGUCGAAGCCUUUCGCCAACAGCAGAUGAAGGGCCCGCUCGUCUGGAAGCUGCUCAGAUACUUCUCCGGCACCCUGCUGCACCAAGGCAUCUGGACCAUCUUCUCCAACCUCUUCACCUUCCUCCCCACCCUGCUUCUCAAGGCCAUCCUCGAGUAUGUCGAGGACCCUCGAUCCACCACCCCCAAUGCCGCAUGGCUGUACGCCAUCCUCCUGUUCGCGGCAGGCGCCGUGCAAGGUCUAGCGGAUGGCCAGGCCCUCUGGAUUGGCCGUCGACUGGGUGUCAAGCUUCGAGCCAUUAUCAUCGGCGAAAUCUACGCCAAGGCCCUCCGUCGCAAGGCAGGCGCCUUUGUGGAUCCCUCCAAGAAAGAACAGGAGGAGCAGAAGGCCACCGACGAGGAGCCGCAGAAGCUGAAGCAGAAGAUUCUUUCCUUUGGCCGCAAGAAGAAACCCUCCUCGGGGGAGACGGACCCCGCCGAUCAUCAUAACAACAACGAUAAUAAUCGCAACGACAUGAAUAAUAAUAAUAAUAAUAAUGAUAAUAAUACCAAGGAUGAAUCGGAAGCCGAGGCUGCUCAAGCCAACGUCGGCACCAUCAUCAACCUGAUGGCCAUUGAUUCAUUCAAGGUUAGUGAAGUCGGGGCCUAUCUGCACUUCCUGUGGGCCAGUGUGCCGGUGCAGAUCAUCAUGGCGGUGACCCUUCUCUAUCGCAUCCUGGGAUUCAGCUCCUUCGCCGGCAUCGGCCUGAUGGUCCUGAUGCUCCCCGUCAACAUCUCCAUCGCACGCAAGUUCCGCACCGUGCAGAACGAGAUUCUCAAGGGCACCGACGCCCGUAUCCACGCCACCGAUGAAGUGCUUCAGAACAUCCGCAUCAUCAAGUACUUCGCCUGGGAACAGCGAUUCCAGGACAUCGUCAACGACAAGCGCCGGGCGGAGCUGCGGUCGCUGCGUGUCCGCUACAUCGUCUGGUCCAUUGCGGCAACCUUGUGGUACGGCCUGCCGAUCCUCAUCACCUUCACCUCCUUCUUCCUCUAUACCGUCGUCGAGAAGAAGCGUCUGACCCCGUCCAUCGCCUUCCCGGCGCUGUCGAUGUUCUCCCUGUUGCGUGUGCCCCUGGACCAGCUGGCCGACAUGAUGGCUCACGUCCAGGAAUCCAAGGUCUCCCUCGACCGUGUCGACAAGUAUCUCAAUGAAGAGGAGACGGACAAGUACAAUCAGCUGCGCGACAGCAACGUGACCGGAGAAGCCCCCAAGAUCGCCUUGGAACAAGCCACCCUCACAUGGGGGGCCUCCAAGUCGCCCUACCGCGACGAUCCCACGGCCAGCGACGCUACCGCCGACGCCUUCCGUCUCAUCAACGUUGAUGUCAACUUCCGUAUCGGCCGACUCAACAUCGUGGCGGGUCCCACGGGAUCCGGCAAGACCUCCCUCCUCAUGGCCCUGCUGGGCGAGAUGCGCCUGCUCAGUGGACAGGUCCACCUCCCCGGUGGUCUGGGCGACCGCACCGAGCUGCCAGUGGAUCCGGAGACCGGCUUGAUGGAGAGUGUGGCCUAUUGUGCACAGGAGGCUUGGCUCGUCAACGCGACGGUCAAGGAAAACAUCGUCUUUGCCUCCCGCUUCGACCAGCGCCGCUACGACGCCGUCAUCCAGGCCUGCGCGUUGGAGCGCGAUCUCGCCAUCCUCGACGCCGGUGACCAGACCCUGGUGGGCGAAAAGGGCAUCUCGUUGUCCGGUGGACAGAAGCAACGCAUCUCCCUCGCCCGUGCCAUGUACAGCCAGGCUCGUCACCUCCUGCUGGACGAUUGCCUGAGUGCCGUCGACUCGCACACCGCCAAGCACAUCUUUCAGGAGGCCCUGUCUGGUCCCCUCAUGAUGAACCGCACCUGUAUCCUCGUCACCCACAACGUGGCCCUGGCCGUCCCGGACGCCCAUUACGUCGUGGUCCUCGACAAUGGCAAGAUUGUCGCACAGGGCGCGCCAGACGAGGUGAUCCGAUCCGGCGCCUUGGGCGAGGAGUUGGCCAAAUCCCACCCCGUCUCGCGUGCCGGCUCGCAGAACCUUUCCCGUACACAGUCCGACCUGGAAGACCAUCAAGGCGAAUACAGUGCAGACGAAGCGAACACUGCCGCCAACCCGACUGCUGCUGCUGCUGCUGCGAAGAAGAACAAGAAUAAGGCUAAAGAUGGCAAAGACAAAACCAACACACUCACCGAGUCCAAGGCGGUUGGCAGCGUCAAAUGGACCACCAUCAUCAUGUACCUGCGCGCAAUGGGUCCCUGGUACUAUUGGGUUUUCGCCGUGUUGGCUUUCUCCCUACAGCAAUUGGGUUCGGUCUCGACCAACGUCUGGAUCCGACAGUGGGCGAACGCGUACAGCACCCAGCAGGUGGGCGUGGAUCAUGAUGUUGGCAGCAUGGCUACCAUGGCGCAUCUCAAAUCUCCUUCCUUCAACGUCGGAAGGAUCCCCCGUAUGGCCACCUGGAGUGCCCUCCAACUCAAUGCGCCUGCCACCAUGGCUAGCACCGGCGAUGUCCCGGCAGACGACAAUGACGAGGUUCGCGUGUCCUACUACCUCGGCGUCUACGCUCUGUUGGGAAUCCUCUAUGUCAUGGUUUCGUUGUGCCGUGAGGCGGUCCUGUUCUGGGGAUCACUGCACGCAUCGUGGAAGAUCCAUGAACGGUUGCUCAAGGCGGUCAUGCAGGCCAAAUUCAAAUUCUUCGACUCCACCCCACUCGGACAGUUGAUGAACCGGUUCUCCAAGGACGUCGAGGCGGUCGAUCAGGAAAUCGCCCCCGUGACCAUCGGGAUGAUGCACAGUCUCGCCUCGGUCAUCAUGAUCGUGGUACUCAUCUCCGUGAUCACCCCGGGCUUCCUGGUGGCCGGUGUCUUCAUCACCAUGGUCUACACUGCCCUCGGGAUCGUCUAUCUCAGCUCGUCGCGGGAUCUGAAACGUCUCGAGUCCGUCCAGCGCAGCCCUCUGUACCAGCAGUUUGGCGAGACCUUGAACGGCAUCGUGACCAUCCGUGCCUAUGGUGACGGACCCCGGUUUAUCGUGGACAACCACCGCCGCAUCAACUCAUACAACCGGCCGCACAUGUAUCUCUGGGCGAGUCAUCGGUGGCUGGCGUUCCGGGUCGACAUCACGGGCGCCAUGGUUUCCUUCUUCUCCGCGGCUUUCAUCUUGCUGAACAUCGGCAGCAUCGACGCCGGGGCCGCCGGUCUCGCUCUCACCUACGCCGUCACCUUCACGGAGAACGUCCUGUGGCUGGUGCGCCUGUACGCCGAGGUCCAGCAGAGCAUGAACUCGGUGGAGCGGGUCAACGAAUACCUUGAAGUGGAGCAGGAAGCCGCCGCCAUCAUCCCGGAGUCGAGACCGCCCCCGCAGUGGCCGACACAGGGCGCCGUCCAGUUCGUCAACUAUACCACCCGGUACCGAUCGGACCUGGACCCCGUGCUCAAGGGGGUCUCGUUUGCCGUGCAGCCGGGCGAGAAGGUCGGCAUCGUCGGCCGCACGGGUGCAGGCAAGAGUUCGUUGGCGCUGGCCCUGUUCCGCGGCCUCGAGGCGGAGCAAGGCCAGAUCCUCAUCGACGGAGUGGACAUUGGCCGUAUUGGCCUGCGCGAUCUCCGUGAGUCCAUCACAAUCGUCCCGCAGGAUCCCACGCUCUUCACCGGCACCAUCCGCAGCAACCUUGACCCCUUCGACGUGUUCACCGAUGAGCAGAUCUUCACGGCCCUCCGCCGGGUCCAUCUGAUCGGCUCCGAGCUUUCGGGCACAACCACCCCCGUCACAGACAGCAACCUGUCUGCCGCGGAGACUGCGGCAGCCUCUUCUUCUUCUUCUUCUUCUCCCUCCUCCUCGCCGGACGCAGUCGCCGCCACGGAGGGUAGCGCGGCCGUUCCCGUCGUCAUCGCCGAGAACAAGAACAUCUUCAAGAACCUGGAGAGCCCCGUCUCCGAGUCCGGGUCGAACCUGUCGCAGGGCCAGCGGCAAUUACUCUGCCUUGCGCGGGCCCUGCUCAAGAACCCGCGCGUCCUGAUGAUGGACGAGGCGACCGCGUCGAUCGACUACGCCACCGACGCCAAGAUCCAGGAGACCCUUCGCGAACUCAAGUCCAACACCAUCAUCACCAUUGCCCACCGCUUACAAACCAUCAUCGACUACGACAAGGUCCUCGUCCUCGAUCACGGCCGCGUCGUCGAAUUCGAUCACCCCUGGGCCCUGAUCCGUAAGGACGACGGCGUCUUCCAGAGCAUGUGCGAGAAUAGUGGCCAUAUGGACGUUCUUUUCGAUGGUGCAAGGAAGGCCUGGGAGCAGAACAGGCUGGUGGAUGAUGACUCGUGA